GUGGGAUCCUCAAAUCUGCAGAUAGAUGCUACUGCCUAGGUCGGUUCGCCGAGGCUAUAAAGGUCUAGUAAGUAAGAUGGCGCUUUAUUCGCACGUGUGUUUAUUUUUGUCCGGGAAGGAAUUCGAGUGAAAUAUGGAAAAUAAAUAAUCGUAGUCAUGGAAACUUCUUGAUAAAUACAAAAGCAGGUGCAUAAUGGAGGUGUAUAUUAAACAGUACACAAUAUUUACGAUUUUUAUGAAUUAUCUGGAUUUUGAAUUCCUUAUGGAAGGUUUACGUAUGUGAAAUGAAAAGUAGAUAUGAAACAUAUGUAAACACGAUACAUUCAUUAUUGAAAGGAGUGAAAUAAAGAUAAUGAAUGACAGAUCUUGCAGAAGAAAAGACUGGAGAAAGCGGGGACCAAGAUCUAAGAGUUUAGAUAGUAAUUUUCAUAAACGAGGAUUUGAUGCUACAUUAGAUUUUCCUUUUAUACAGGAUGAAAAUACAUUACAAUUUUUUCAAAAAUCUAAAAUAAUGAUAAUUUUAAGAGGACUCCCUGGAAGUGGAAAAUCUUAUCUUGCAAACAGAAUUAAAGAAAAAUAUGGAAAAUGUUGUUUUGUGUGUUCAGCAGAUCAUUUCUUUGAAUGUAAUGGUGAAUAUAAUUUUGAUCCAUCCAGAUUAAAAGAAGCACAUCACAUCUGUAAACAAAAGAGUAUUCAAGCAUGUAAGAAUGGGAAGCAAAUUAUUGUGAUAGAUAACUGUAAUAUUUGUAUAUGGGAAUUCAAGUAUUAUUUAUCAUUGGCUGAUGAAAAUGGAUAUGUUCAACUUAUCAUUGAACCAAAAACACCUUGGAAAUUUGUUCCUGGAAAAUUGGCAUCAAAAAAUACACAUGGUUUGAGAUAUGAAAUACUGGAGAGAAAACUUAAUCAGUGGGAAUAUAUAUAUCCUCUCUAUUUUGCUUGGUUUAUUAAUGAAGAAGAUUCAUACAGUUUAAAACGUAAGGCUAUUCACUGUUUCAAUGAAUGUUUGAAUAUUUCUGAAUUUGCAAUGACAUUCAGACAUUUGAUGAAAAAUCCCAGCAAAGAGUUUUUACAGUACUUUGGAUUAAAUAAUUACUCAUAUUUUCUUCAUUGCACAUCAAAAUACUGUGGAAGAAAUAAUGAACUUGAAGCUAAACGAUAUUUAGAUGAAAUGAUUGUGCAAAACGAAUAUGAAACUGUACGAAGAGAAUCAAAGUUAGACGCCGAAUGCAUUGAAAAAUUCGAUAAAACACCUGUAAAUGAGGACGUUUCAUCGAAAGACGAAGCGGAACAAUCGGGAAAAGAAAAUUUAGAUUUGAUAGAAAGCGACGAUUCCAUAAAAGAUGAUGAUUCAACCGAAUCCGUAAAAGAUGAAUCGAAAGAAUCUGCAGCUUUUUCAAACGAGAAUCAAGAAAAUCUGCAAAACAAGAUUCCUUAUGACAGAUCAUAUUCUAGUGAAUUUAUAGACUUUACAACUUUAUCAUAUCCUGAAAAUAAGUUAAAAUUAUUAGAAAUAAUUGGUGAGGGAACGACCUCGGUCGUAUAUUCAGCCGAAGUUACCGAAACAGGUCGCAAAGUUGCAGUAAAAAUCGUAAAAGAUAUAGACAAGCAUAUGUCUGAAAUAGAAGCCGAAUAUCGCGUGUUUUCAAUAUGGGGCGACCACUUCUAUUUACCAGAUUUCUUCGGAAUAUUUUUAAAUUUGGCAGACGAACCAAAAGAUGACGAAUUGUGGAUUGUUAUGGAGCUCUGCACGGGUGGAACGGUAUCUCAAUUAGUGAAAUGUUUGAAAUCCUAUAAUAAAACCUUAACCGAACUACAGAUUGCUUAUAUACUGAAAGAAAUAAUUCAGGCUGUUGCAUCACUUCACGAAAAUGACAUUAUUCAUCGUGACAUACGAGCUUCUAAUCUAUAUCUGACUGAAACUGGCGAUAUUCGUUUAGGAGAUUUCGGAAUCUCGUACCAAGCGGGAUGCAGAUAUGAUACGAAAGUUAGAAUUGGUUCUCCUCACUGGAUGGCACCGGAGGUUGUCACUUGCGGUAGAGAUUAUAAAGAAUAUGAUAAUCGAUGUGAUGUUUGGUCCCUCGGAAUCUUAACUUUGGAAUUGGCUUUUGGAGAACCACCCGCUGCCGAAUACGAUUCUUUAAGAUACAUGAUUCAGACGGCCAGAAAUCCUCCGCCAUCACUGCCGUUGUUAUAUCAUUAUUCGGAACAAUUUCGGGAUUUUGUUUCUGAAUGUUUAACAGUAUAUUUCGAUUUUCGUCCGUAUUCCAUCGAAUUAUUGGAUCAUCCGUUCAUCACUCAGCUUCCAAAAAAUGAUUCACACAUCGCUACAGAGUUGAAAAUUUUGUGUGAAGUUCAUAAAGACGAAGAAAUGUUAUAUAAAGCCGAUCAUAUUAUCGUCAUCGGAGAUAAAUUAAGAACCGAUAGUCAAAAAGAUCUUCAAGUAUAUCUUCCCGAUGAUGUUGUGUCCCUGGAUAAUAUUAAUCAAGCAAGCGUACUAGAAUUAUUAAAAAAUCGAUUUUUAAAAGAUCAGAUUUACACGUAUAUCGGAGAAAUGUUAAUUUUUGUUAAUCCAUAUAAAAUGAAUGAAAUUUAUGAUGAUGAGAUUUAUCACAAGAAAUACCAGGAAAAAGCAUUUAUCGAUAAUUCUCCUCAUCUCUACGCAAUGGCAGAUCAAACGUAUCAAGAUUUGCUGCACCAUAAAAAAUUACAGACCAUUCUUUUGAUGGGAGAAUCGGAAAGUGGAAAAUCAACAGCAGCUGAACAACUCUUUAAUCAUCUUAUUUAUUUAGGCUCUAACACAAAAAGUGGUAUAAAUGAUAAAUUGCUUCAAAUCUUCCCAAUAAUGAAAGCAUUUGGAUGCUGUACAACACCUUCGAACGAUUCGUAUAGAUUCUCUUUACAUUUAGAAAUGACGUUUAGCAAUAUGGGAAAAGUAACGUCAGCCAUUUUGUCUCCUUACCUUUUGGAAACUGAAAUCGUUGUCUGUUGUAAGAGGAAUUAUAGCAAUUAUCAUAUAUUUUAUUACGUAUACGAAGGCUUAAAACACGAAGGAAAGUUACAACAAUACGGCUUAAGCGAAGAUGCCGUAAAACACAGAUAUUUAAAUACAUCAUUUCCAGUAAAUUCUUUGCAAAUGUAUGAAAAAUUGAAGGAAAGUCUUAAAAUAUUAACAUUCACGGACGAGGAUAUCCUGAUGAUUGUUGAUUGUAUAGCAGCCAUUAUUCUGAUAGGAGAUAUAGAAUUUAUGCAAGUUGGAAAUGUAAUUAAAGUUAGCAAUAAACCGAUUUUAGAAAAUAUUGCCGAUUUUCUUGGCAUUAAAGCCUAUCAUUUGAGAAGAAUAGUUACGUGUCAGGAUGUCAGUGGAAAUUUAAAUUCUACUAUAGAAAUGUCUGAGCGUUGUAGAGACUCUUUGGCUAAAUUAAUUUACUCUAGACUAUUUGACUGGGUUAUUAAUGAGAUUAAUAAGAAAUUAUCGUUUUGUAGAAUGAUAUAUGGAGACGUUUAUUCUAUUGCCAUUAUAGACUUUUUUGGACUGGAAAAUCAAGAUUCGAACGAGUCUCAGCAAUUGUGGCACAAUUUAUGUUUCGAACAAGUUAAUUAUUUUUAUAAGAAAUAUACUUUUACCUGGGAACAGGAAGAAUGUAAAGAAGAAGAAGUCACUUUGCCAUAUAUUCAAGUAAACGAUGGUAGAGAAGUUUUAGAUACUUUUCUAUCACGAACCGAUGGAUUAUUACAAGCUUUGCAUAUUGCGUGCCGUCACGGAAGUACCUGUAAAGAUCGCUUGAUUGAUAUCCUUAGUUCGGUUCAGAAAGAACACAUGCGGAUCGAAGAUGACUAUAAAAUUCUCGUUAAUCAUACAAAUGAAAAAAUUACUUACGAUUUGAAAGAAUUAAUUAAAUGUUCGAAAUGCCUAUCUGAAGAAGUUAUCAGUACUUUAGCAUCGUCUAGAAUGACGUUAAUUAAGAACAUGUUUUCGUCUCCUUUGACUAAAACAGGUCAGUUAAAAGAUGCGAUGUUAGACGAACAGAAACGGCUCGCUGGAAAAAAAUGCAGAACGGGUUUAAUGUCUAUUGGUUGUAUCAGCCAAGAAAAACUAGCUUUAGCAUCAUCAGUAUUAAUUGUGCGCCAGAAUUUAUCGGUCAUGAUGAAACAUUUAGUAGAAGGCGAUCCUCAUUUUAUUUUCUGCCUACGUUCAAAUAAAAAUGGUGCAGAAAAUUGCUUCGAAGAAACGAAAGUUUCGAAACAAUUAGACAUGUUCAACAUUAACGAUUUAGGUCGUCUAAGAAUGAGAGGUUUCUCUCAUAGAAUAUCUUUCGAAGACUUUUUAAAAAGAUAUCAAUACCUAGCCUUCGAUUUUAACGAAACUGUCGAUGUAACUGCAAAUAAUUGCAAACUGUGCCUUCUCCGUCUCAAGCUGGACGGAUGGCAUAUUGGCAAGUCGAAGGUUUUCUUAAAAUAUUAUCACGUUCAAUAUUUAUCCCGGCUCUAUGAGAACGAAAUACGUAAAAUUAUCAAAGUGCAAGCAGCAAUGAGAAGAUUUCUGACUGUCUGUAAACAUCAUCUAAGAAUGGAGAAAAAAUCUUAUAUCGAAAAGAAGGAGGAAUGUGAUCGGAAUGAAACCAAAGAAGAAAAUAAUGAAGACGAGAAAAAUGAAACACAAAUCAAAGAUGAAAAAGAAGAAACUGUCGAAAAAGUCAAAGAAGAUGCAGUUGAUCAUAAAGCAGCUCGAAUUAUUCAAUAUUACUACAAAAGAUGGAGAUUAAAAUCUAUUUUUCAAGUUCUUCAAAAUUAUAGAAUGGCUAAAGCAACGUACUUGGUGCAAUUUUGCCAGCAGGUAACCUGUUACAUUACAAAUAAUCGUCUGUAUUAA
Molecule: messenger RNA, 4870 nt
Organism: Centruroides sculpturatus (bark scorpion)
Lineage: Eukaryota; Metazoa; Arthropoda; Arachnida; Scorpiones; Buthidae
Gene: ninaC
Product: neither inactivation nor afterpotential protein C-like
Exons: 30
Coding region: 353-4870 (1505 amino acids)
Biological process (GO): protein phosphorylation
Cellular component (GO): myosin complex
Molecular function (GO): protein tyrosine kinase activity; ATP binding; cytoskeletal motor activity
Source: RefSeq, a predicted model, not a curated record